CGUUGUUCCCACCUUCUUAUUCGCAGCUAAACUUAAUUUUUCGCCCUGUGGGCAGAAAGACUUAGUGGAUGCAACACCAAAUAUAUCUGUACUUUGUCCGAUGGAGUGCAUAACAAAUGAUGAGAAGCCAGAAGUACAGUUUGCACUUACCUGCAAUAUUUGUAACGAAAAGUUUUCGGGUAUUGAUCUUUUAAAAAAACACUGUGCUUCGCAUUUAAACUGUCCAACUCACAUAUGUAACGUCUGUCAGAAAACGUUUUCACGUAAAUAUACUUUGCAGAUUCACUCAUUAAUACAUUCCGGUAAAAAGCCUCAUGUCUGUGAUAUUUGUAGUAAACGUUUUACUCAGAGAAGUGAUUUAAAUAAGCACUACCGCCGUCAUGCCGGGUUUAAGCCAAAUAUUUGCGAUAUCUGUGAAAAGGGAUUUGCACAAAAAUCUGAUCUUAAAAAACAUUAUAUGGUUCAUACUGGAGAAAGACCCCAUGCAUGUGCGAUUUGUGACAAAAGAUUUGCUCAGAAAUCACACCUUAAUGAUCAUUUUCUGAUGCACAUUCAGUUAAAACAAUAUAAAUGUAAUGUCUGCGAUAGACAGUUUCAUAUGAAACAAAGUCUUAAAAAGCAUUCCAUCAAACACGAAAAUAGAAAACUCUGUGAAUGUAGUUACUGUGAUAAAAAAUUUUUUGCUAAUCAUGCGUUACAAAAGCAUUUAAUGAUACAUACCAAGAAAAAAAAUGUUUGUAAAGUAUGUGCUUCAGAAUUUUCUACAUUGGAAGAAUUGAAAAUGCAUCAUAACACUCACAUAGGCGAAGAACCUUUUGUCUGUGAAAUUUGUGGCAAAGGAUUUUUCCUAAAAAACCGGCUUAGUCAUCAUCUGUUGAGUCAUGAUAAAAUCAAACCACAUGUUUGCAAUGUUUGUAACAAAAGUUUUAAGCAACGUGUACAUCUAAGAGAUCAUUCUAUGAUUCAUACUGGAGAAAAACCACAUACUUGUUACAUUUGUUGUAAAAAAUUUAUUCAGCUAUCAUCAUUACAAAGGCAUUUUGGGACUCAUACUGGAGAAAAACCACAUAACUGUAGUAUUUGUAAAAAAUCCUUUUCACAGAAAAGUGAUUUAAAUAAACAUUUAGUGAGCCAUACCGGAGAAAAGCCCUACAAAUGCAGUAUAUGUAAAAAGGGAUUCUCAAGGAAAGCUUAUCUCACUGAACAUAUCACAAAACAUUCUGAUUCCAACACUGUCUGAGAAUUCUCUUUUAUUAUAUGUUAAUAUUUAACAUUAAAAAUUAAUCAAAAUGCUUUGAAACAUGUGAUAUGUUAAGGUAUCUUAUUUAAAAACUUGUUCCGUAUUUGUUUAUUAUAUUUGUUAUACAUUGUUUUAAUGAAAUGCAGAAGAAGUAAUGAAAAACAGAUUAUAUUGUCUGAAGAAUUAGUGUAAUCAUCAGUUUAUUAAAAUUUUCUUUUCAUGUCACUUUAUUUCCAACAGAGUUUAUGAUAUCAUAUUGUUGCUGAGAUAUUAAAUGCUAUUUAAACAAUUACUUAAUAGUGAAGGAGUGAAACAGCAUUAAUUAGCAUAAAUAACUAGAUAUUAGUGCCUAGGCUAAAUUAUUUAUUUAAGAACUCUAACGUUAUAUAAAUCACAACUAUGAAAUUAAUUAUUUUAUAUUACAAAGUAAUAAAUCACAUACUGUCAUAAGAUAUAUGUUAGUCAUCAGAAUUUACACUAGACAUUUUGAAGUAUUUAGCAUGCAUGCCAAUCAUGAAUUUCAAGAAGUCAUACAUUUUUUUUUCUUGUAUUCUAAAUACAGUAUUAAAAAAAUGAGUUUCUUAAUUAAAAAAUGCUGAUAAUUCUGUCUUGGUUUCUUUAUUAGCAAGAAAAUGAACUGGCUGUUUUUCUUGUAUUCAGUCUCCUGCAGAAAUGCCUUCAUGAAGAACUUCUGUAUCUUAAAAAAGAUAGCUAUUAAAUUGUCUAAUAUAAUUAACCUAACACUCUGUAAAAUAUAGCUCUUGUAGCAAAUUCAUUUUAUUACAAUCAGAAAUAUGCAAAUAAUUUCUAUCCAGUAUUUUUUCAUCAUCCAUGUUCAGCAGAGUGAAUGUAAGAUAUUGAUUAUGUGAAGUAAUUUAUUUAUUUUUUUUAUAAUUAUUGAAUUUUACUAGUGUUACUUAACAUAUAUAAAAAUACUAUUAUGGAUUAAUGUAAACUAUUAAUUUUAAUAUUUCUGAGGAUUUAUUUUUCUGUUAAGUCUAAAUAGAGAACAUUUUUGAUUUUUCAGUUUAUGUUAAUAUUUGAAAUCAUUUUUUAUAGUAGAACCCUUGCAUGUGAUCUCUGUUGCAGUUAGCAAAAGCUGAUUACUGUUAAAAGGUUCAGAUUAAAGUCUUUGGAUUCCAUUUUGUCAGAUACCAUCAAUUAGUACCUUGCAAUCAGAAUUGAGAUGAAACUUAAUGAGACAGUCUUUAUAUGGUUUAUUGCUGAUUGAAUAAUUUAAUUGAGGCAAUUCUAGGCAAAGUGAUAUCAAAAUCCACAGAAAAAUGGAUACUUAUGUAUUAAUGCAACCACCUUAAUAGAAGUUGCCGAAUUUUGAGAAUGUGGCAAACUCUGGCAACCAUGCUCAUAACAAUCCUCAUUUUAUCAAAUCCAUGCCGCCAUUUUAAUAUGCAUUCUUAUUUUGUUGUAUUCAAAGUUCCAAUGGUUUUUAUAAAUAAAUCAUGGUAUUUUUUCCUUAAAUUUAUUUUUAAAAUGCAAUGUGUAGAAGUUGGCAAUGAGAAAAAAAACUGUGGUAAAAUUUCUCCAAGAAAUACAGAAUUUUGCUGAAAAUUUUCUAAAUUAAUGUAAGGAAUAAAGGAAACACAUUUCUUCGAUAGCCAAGGGUUGCACAAAGGCGAGUCUUAAAUUUUCAGAAUUUGCCAACUACGUGCAUAGCUAUUCUGAAAACCAUGCCGAUAACAAUCAUUCAGUCAGGCCAUACCGCUGUUUUCAUAUUUCAUAUACAUUAUUUUUUGUUGAUUCAAAGUUCCAGUGGUUUUUGUAAACAAAUCAUUAUAUUUUUUACCUUAAACUUAGUUACAAAAUAUGAGCUUGUGGAAGUUGCCAGCAAUGGAAAAAGCUACACGAAUGCAUAAUUUUUCUAAAAUUUUUUUAAAGGGCAUAAAAGGAAAUGUGUUUCCUCGAUAUCUGAGCGUUGCAUGAAGCCGAGUUUAUACAGUUCUCUGAUGUUUUUUUAAGUGAAAACAGAUAACUUUGUACAUCAGCAGAACAACACAAAAAAAUUUGAGAAACAAUAUAAGUGUUUUUUUUUCUCAUGAAUCCUUAUUUAAUAAUUCAAAUUUGUAUUUUGAAUUGCUAAAGUAUGUUUUCUUUUCAUAUGUUGACAGUGUUUACAAACAUAGUUAAUAUCAAUAGUUUAAGAAUCUUUCUAAAAAAAAAAAAAAAAAAAAAAGCCAAAAAAACAACUAACUUUUACCUUUUCAUGUGCCAAAAAUCGCCAAAUUCUGCCAAUGUGGUAGCAUUAAUAUGCAAGUACUGAAAAAUGUAAAUGUAAUCACUAUUGUCUAUACAGCACUGUUUUAAAGCUUACCAAUAUGUAAUAUAUUGUAAUCAUAUUUAAAUGCAUAAAAACAUUACAUUUUUAUGUCUUAAUAGUAUGUUCAUGCAUAAGAAUAUAUAUAUCUCAUAAUUUAAAUUUUAAAAUUAGUUCAAAAUGUUUAGAAAAUUUUAUAUUGAGGAUUCUACCAAGCAGUUUUCUGCUUCAGAAAUCUUGCACAUUUUCUGAAUGCUUAUAAAUGCUCAGAAAAGGUUUCAAAAACUGGUACUUGCAUUUGAUUGCAGAUUAAGGAUAAGUGAUUUGGCUUCUUUUUUUGGUCUAAUUAUUUUAUUGUUAUUCUGCAUUUUUGAUUGUUAUAUAGCGUCAAAAGUAAAAUUAGAGGAAGAAGAUUAAUUUGAAUGCUAUAGUUAAUUUUUAAAGGUGCAGAGUUUAGCUAUCUGUUAUCAUUAUUGGUUGUAAAUACACAGAGCCUAUAUAUUAUAAACUAUUUGAGAAGUCAAACAACAAGAAUCAGCAUUAUGUUUGUAAAUUUUGCAGGAUUAGUUUUGAUAGUUUAAUUACAGAACAAACUUCCUCAGCUGCCAAGUGCAAAAUAUUUUUAUCUAAAUGGGUAAUAAACAUCAUAAUUUCUGGUGAUGGAAUAGGGUGGUUUUUUAUUUUCCUUUGUAUGAUGUAGCAAAAUCAAAAGUACUCGUUAUUAAUAAAUUAUUAAUCUG
Molecule: messenger RNA, 4252 nt
Organism: Stegodyphus dumicola
Lineage: Eukaryota; Metazoa; Arthropoda; Arachnida; Araneae; Eresidae
Product: zinc finger protein 234-like
Source: RefSeq, a predicted model, not a curated record